AUGCUUUGCCGAAUGUGCAACAAGUUUGGAGACCAUGCGCGGAAGGAGCACGAAGGGCACAGCCUGAUGUCGACCGUGGAGGCUUUCCAACAGGCCAUGCAGGCGAGCACGGAGGCUGAUGCCGAGCACGGUAAACACAGCUUCGCUCUACAAGAGGUGAUGCAGGAGAGGCACUUUCAGCUGAUGGAGGUACAUUCGAACUUUGAGGAGACACAAGGCCAGAUGGAUGUCGUCCUUAGAGGCGCUCUCGACCAGCUCGAGCGGGCACAGUCUCGCAAGUUGGAGUUCCUGCAGUCGAUGAAGCGACAGGUGACGACGCAGCUCCUCUUCAUCCAAUGGUUGGACAACUUCCAAGCUCAUGCUCGAAUGGCCUUGCCUCCUGCAGACUUUGUUGUGGCCACGAAAAGGCACGAAGGUUUGCUGGCUGCGCUGUUUGGCUCUGAUGGAAACCCCCUUAAGGGCGCAGAGCUGGGGAUUGGCCCUGUCCCGCUGUGGGUGGAUGAAGAGCUGCUUUUGGAGGGGGCUGUGUCUGUCCAGCUGACGUCCCUUCCACCUCCCAUAGCUGAACCUGGUCCAAUGCCUCCGAAUGCAACGGUGCCUGCACUUGAAGAGGUGCCACCCGUUCCUCAGCUUGCAAAUGUCGGUGCAGCGAUUGGCAGGAGCAUAGACACCCUGGAGGGGUCUGGCUCUUCGUACCUGGAGGCUACCCCCAGGCGUCGCUCGAAUAAUCCCCCGCCAGCGGGCAUUGGAGGAAUUAGCGACACUCUGUACGUCAAAGCGGAGUCAGGCGAAGGUCGUACUGCUGGGGAUGUCGACAAAUUGACAUCCGAGCGGCAAGUUGAAGCUGGAGUUCUUGAUGCUUCGGCCGUGACUGCGGUCGAUCAGAUUCCAGGUGGCCAGAGCCGCGCAGAGUUUGAUGGUUACAUCUCGCAGGCCUUUGCCUACUUGGAAGAAGCACAGAAAAACUCCCGAGCAGCCCUGCCCGCCGUCGCCGUGGCCGUGCCUCCCCGUGUUCCCAGUCUGCAGCUUGCGACCGAGGUUCUCGUUCAAUUGCGCCAGAGCGCGGAAGCAUCGGGGGGCCCUGCUAAGCCAUGGGGAGUGCUGCUUGCCCUUCUCAGCUCAUGCCCAGGCGGCGAGCGACAAGAGCUGCUGUUGAGAGCGCUCCGAGUGGCAGCCCCGAUUGGCGACACGGCGGGGCAGCUCGCAAGGGCUGUUGUCGAGGAUGAUGUGCAACGGACUCAAGUUCCAUCGCUGCUGGUGUCGGCCAACGGUCUGCAUACGGCCUUGGUCCAGGCUCUCAUGAGGCUCAGUGGCAGUUCCUUCAUGGAGAAGGAGACAUCCAUGCUCGUGAAGGAGGUGGAGGCCAUGAAGCCUUCACCCACAUCCUCGGGGACGUCUUCCUCCAUGCAUGUGGCAGUGGAGAGCUUCCUGAAGAGCAUGAUCCACAGCCUGCGAGUUGGACAGGCUUUGGUUCAUCCAUCGCUUGCAUCUGUUUGCCAUCUGAUCUACGCUGCAGCCGAGGUGAAGUUCGGGAUUUUGGCGGCGCAAAAUGCUGUCGGGACACUGCUUGUAAGCAGAGUCAUUACACCCAGUCUUCUUCGGGUACAGCGACCUGUGGAUGCCGGCGGAGCCUCGGAGCGAGUAUCGGAGUUGUCACGCCUUCUUCAACGGAUUGCCCAUUUUGCCCAUCAUGAUGAUGAGGCGCGCGGGCAAACACUUCCAGACUUGAACCAGGAGCUACAGAAACAGACAAUCGCAGCUAGUCGGCAUUUGCCAGCCGAUCCCGACAUGGCAGCUGCUUUUCGUGGAAAUUGCACAAAGCCAGGUGCAGACUUGCUGUCGCUGGACUGCUGGCGUCCCGAGCGAAGUGCAUGCGACUGGGGACCCCCCAGGACGUGCAAGGCAGCAACAGCAACUCGCUCUCGCAGCACAACCAAUUGCGCGGUUGGGGGAGCCUCUCAAUGCUUGGGAUGCAAUGCCGCCCAGUACAGCUCCAUCAGUUCCAGGGGUUUCUGCCUUCUGACUGCCGGUGGCCUGUUGUGGUGCCCUUUACGUAUGGAAGUGCGUACCGGUGAGGCAUGGAAGGCACCUGAAAAGAAGGCCUUGGUGCGCUGGGGCCAGAGCUUGGAGGUUCUUGCAGUUCAGCUGAAACUUUUAGCAGCCGCGCUGCUUCGGCUCUUGCAGCACCCGGACCAGCAUGCUGCGGUUCAGGCCACGCUGCGUUCAUCUUUGCAUCAUUGUGCAUCGGUGAGCCGCCACGAGGUUCUUCCUGGCAUCCGUCUUUUCAUGAUCUGGAGUCGAGAACAUGGAUUAAAUGAAUUGCGACAAGCUGUCGGCCGAGAGAGAGGCCUCAACUUUGGCUCGAGCCCAGCAUCUGCCAAGCAAGAGGAAGUGGACCUGCUUUCGUCGGACCGUCAACGAGCACUAGUUCGCAGCCUGCAGGUGGCUUCUUCACUUGGUGUGCCGGAUGCCGCACAACUUGCCAGCCAGAUUGCGGCUCAUUUUUGUUCCUGUGAGCGACUUCAUCACCAAGCAAAACUUUCGGUAGCAGUUCAAACGGCCCCUGGCCGUUGUGGCGGCUCGAGUCCACAAUUGCCGCAAUCCUUCAACGGCUUCAACUUCAAGUCCCACGGAGAGCCUGCGGCUCUGCAUUGCCAGCGACAACAGCCUGCCUUGCGUGCGUUUGAGCACCGUGGCAAGAAGGCCCCAUGGCAAUCCCAUGCGAGGCCACAGUCAUGCCCAAGGAGGUCAUCAAAUGCUCGCAGUUCUGUGUAG
Messenger RNA from Symbiodinium sp. CCMP2456, 2775 nucleotides. The record is from the annotation of a GenBank genome assembly. NCBI's taxonomy places the organism in Eukaryota, Dinophyceae, Suessiales, Symbiodiniaceae.